This is a messenger RNA of Prorocentrum cordatum, 2256 nucleotides long. NCBI's taxonomy places the organism in Eukaryota, Dinophyceae, Prorocentrales, Prorocentraceae. The record is from the annotation of a GenBank genome assembly.
AUCGGCCUCAAGCUCGUGCGUCUCAAGAAGAAGGGCUCCACUAAGACCCAGGACUAUUACAUCUCCCGCUUCCGCAAGCACGUGGUCCCAGUCUUGGACGUCGUCAGGAGCUUCGGCAUCAAGUCGGCCACCAAGGUGCUCAACGGGAAGAAGAGCUUCGAGGCACAAGGAGACGUCAUGUUUGAUCAUUUGGCAACGGACCUCUUGAAAAGCUGCGACCUCUUCAACCUCCAGGCCGUGCAAACGGUUGAGGACCUAGUCGAGAAUGCGACUGCCGAGAUGCCGCCAGAUGAGUUGCCUGAAGGCGAGAUGGGUGAGAAGGGGGGCUCAGACUCUGACGCGGCCCCGGGCGCCCCAGAGGGCAGCGGCCUGGGGCUGACCGUUCCAGGCUCGAACAGGAAGUCCGACGCUGCCAGUGGAAUGGCUCGCCAGGGCGCCGUCGAGAGUCGAGUCGAGAGCCUCGUCGACGAGAACGUGUUCAUCGGGGCCGCGCCGCCGAAAGGGGCAGCCGACUACUGGAUAUGGAAGUCGCCGCUCGGGGCCAUCGCCGAGAAUACCAUUGCCAUUGGCAGCCAGGAAAAACAGAUCGACAUUUUGCUGCCCAAGCUCGACGAUAACGACAGGAACCGUUUGAAGACCCACAAAUUGCACAUGCACCGUGCGAAGCAGUUCAGGGAGGGCAACGUCCAGAGCUCAUCUGCCAUGGAAUUGAAGGUUGAAGCCGACAAGUUACAGAAGGCAGGCAUCCAGUGGAUGAAGAUGACGCUCAUUCGCUUGUGCGUGGCCCACGCGGACGUCGAUCUCACUGACUUCACGAACCAUGACCUCCCAGUGGCUCAAAGAACGGCCAGCCUCCAGAAGGCGCUCCAGAGGCUGCAGCUUCACCGCGGCCCCGAGGAGAUCGGGGAUUUCCAGAUCACGGACCCUUUGAUGCGUCGGCUCCCAAUUUCCGACGCAGCGGCCGCGUCGACUUUCCAGGCGACAUUCUUCAAGGGCCAUCUGUGUUCUUGGACCGGACAAGGCGAGGCGGGUGCCCAGAACAUCGUACUCUUCAGGGACGCGUUCAACUUAGUGAACGCCAUCGGCAACCUCCAGGACGCGUUCAAGGACGAGACUAUGGAUGACGUUGUAGAGCUGGAUUUGGCGAGCGAGAGGUCGGCAUGCAGUCCGACCUUGUGGGAGUUGGUUGGCCACGCAAUCAAAUCCAGCGUCGAUUGGAGCCGAAAGCUGGAGGACGUCAAGGCCAACGUGGAGAACUUGAAGAAGGUUGCGCCUAUAGUCGCUGCGGCUUCCACUGCCAUGAGCGCAAUGGGCAGCCCAACCGUCGAGGCCGCGGAGCAGCUCUACGGGCGCGCAAAGGACCUCCCAGACAUUCACGCCAAGGCGAAGGGCGCGGCCGACAGCUUCGAGAUCACCCUCAAGACCAAGGCCACUACUCUAAUCAGUAAGCUCGUGGACGGCCUUCCUGAGUUCUCUAAGCAGCUCAUAGAAUGUUGCAUCGACGUUAGCAGCAUCACGCCUCUGCAGAAGAAGUUGGACACCGUUCUCACGGCGUUCCAGUCUCACAGGCACCAGGCAGGCGUCAGCGAGAAUAUGAAGUCCUACACCCUGGGGGACGAGAACGAUGCCAAGGAGCUUUCGAAGUUGUUGAUCUCGUUUGACGUUUCAAAGCUUGAUAAGGUAGGGCGCGAGGCAGCGCUGGCCCUGUUCAUGCGCAUCAUCGCCCAGGCGCCUUGCACCGACUUCAAGGUGAAAGAUAUCGAGUUCGAAAUGGAGCUGCUCCGGGCAAUGGUCUCUGCAGUGCCCGCGGCGCGCACGAAGGACUGCAGCAUCGUCUCCCAAAUCAUCUCUUGCGCGUCGAAGUCCUUGGCGAUUGUUGGGUUGCUGGGUGAGCAGCUGCAGAGCAUCGCCGAGGACGCCUCUGUGCCAGACGAGAGCGCUGUGGUUCAGCGCCUGGUCGAGCUGGAUCGCGAGCUGCUUCUUUCCAAUCCGCUGAUCAACAAGGCCGUGGAUGAUGACAUGAGCGCUUUGUUCGAUAAGGCGAAGUUUGCGUUGAAGGAUGCCAGGGCCCAGCGCCAGCAGGUGAGCCAGCGUUUGUGCCACGGCGCCCUGGCCGUCUACGCAGAUGCCCAGGACAAGCUGAUCAAUUCCGUUGACAAGGAGUCGUCGUGGCAGGAGUUCGUCGCAGCGGCGAACGACGGCGGCAAGUCGUGGGAGGACGUGCGCCGCGUCGCUGGCGACGCUAUCAGCAAGUGG